UUCAUUUUACCUGUUAAUAUCAGCUAUACAGAAUGAAAACAUUAAAGAUAAACCACUGCUGUAAUGGUUGCACCCACAUAGUGCUCCUAUCAAAUGACAGUCACAAGAUCUGACUGUCUGGUAAUUACUGUAAGACGUCUCCGUUGUUGGGGUAGGAAAUCGUGCCUGGUUGCCGCUACCACUGGUGCCAUAGGCGACUGCAGGCUUCCCAGCGGCGAGCUGCGAACAGACGAGGAAAGGAGCUGUCAUGGCUGACAACGGCAGGGAUGCCCCCGGCUCGCACCCCGGGCCCCCCCACCCUGGACCCCCCCACCCCGGGCCAGACUUCGAUGUGCACUACCAUGAUGGGUACCUGGACUGGAUGGGGUUUGUCACUGCUUUGAUCAUCCUGAUUGUUGUGGUGAAAGUGAUCAUCUUGAUCUGCUGGCUGUGCGGGCGGAACAAGCGGCAGGGCUACGUCCGGCUGCAAGGGGGCGCUAACAACACGUACCACGCUGCGGACGCCACAGCCUACACGUACCCCGUACACCCCAGCCCCGCCCAACCGUCCGCACCGCCACCGUACCAGAACCCGUACCAGGCCAAGGACUUCAGCACGAUGGCCACCGCUCCCCCGGCAUACACAGCAGAGAACCCCCCACCCUACUCUGCACCCACGAUGUGACCCCCCACCCUACUCUGCACCCAGAACGUGAGCCCCCCACCCUACUCUGCACCCACGAUGUGACCCCCCACCCUACUCUGCACCCACGAUGUGACCCCCCACCCUACUCUGCACCCACGAUGUUACCCCCCACCCUACUCUGCACCCAGAACGUGAGCCCCCCACCCUACUCUGCACCCAGAACGUGAGCCCAGAGUAUACCUAGACUGCUCAUACCAUAGGCCAAUGAUUCUACUCUCCAAGCAAAAAUGAGGCUCUGACUUGCUUCAAUGCCAUUUUUCUUAGGCUUUCUAUUUUGUCAGCCAAAAAUUCCUAAAGUCUAAUUUCUACUUGGACAGGACAAUCAUUGGGGAAACUUCAGUAAAUUCCUGACAUCACAUAUCAGAGAAUGGUUCCAGCCAGAAAGCUAUCUGCUACAUUCUACCUAUGCAUGUCUUUCUGUCCGAUGCCAUAUGCAGUUGUAUAUUACAAUGUACUUGUGAUGGUUCUGUGUAAUGCCUUAUUGUAUACAUGUAGUGGUAACGCUUCUAUUUGGUGGUGUAACUGUUUAGCCAUGUUAUAAACCUGAUUUUCUGUGAUGCUGAGAUGGUCUGAGUCAGACCAAAUGUUAAUAACAUGGCUAGAUAUACAAUCAUGUAAACCAGUGUAGGAAUAUUAGAUUUAAUAGUAUGUGUCUACUCUGGAGCAUAUUAGAUUCUGUAUGUGUCUACUGGUGUAUAUAGUAAUAUUAGGGCCAUAAGGGAUAAAUCACCCAUAGCUGUUGUACAUAUUUUUAUACUUGUGGAAACGUCUGGUGAAAGUUUGAUAUUUAUAGAUCUUAUAUAGACUUAUAUUAUAGUGAAAAGAACUAUUUUUGUUAUCUCUGGAGCUGAGGAUUUAAGGGGCUGAGCCAUUUUCACAUUACUUAUAAGUAUUUCUCAAAAAAUUUCUCUUAUUGUACAGUUCUGUUUCUUUGUUUAACUUAGAGGAGUCUAAGGUAGCCUGGUAUCCAGCCGGAAAGAAGAGACUCGGGAACUAUAUUACAGCUGGACACCUGGCUAAGUCUAAGGUGAUUUUUCAGUCUGAUAUCUGGGGAUGGUACACUAAGAAAAAGUGCCUUUUCUGUUUCAUGAUGGGAAAUAAAGUGGUGAAAGAUGA
Branchiostoma floridae (Florida lancelet) is the source of this 1801-nucleotide messenger RNA. RefSeq lists its product as uncharacterized. The coding region runs from base 248 to 664 and encodes 138 amino acids. The transcript has 4 exons. The record is from RefSeq and is a predicted model, not a curated record. NCBI's taxonomy places the organism in Eukaryota, Metazoa, Chordata, Leptocardii, Amphioxiformes, Branchiostomatidae.